AUGAAGAACUUCAUUCUCCUCAAUCAGCUCAUGCUGCUGGUUCAUUAUGCAGCCAGUCUUGCGGAUCAUUCGUCAAUGUGUCUUCUGAACCCCGUUGGGCUGGAGGCGGGACUUUCCUUGAUUUCGGCAAGGAUCACCGACACACAUGCAGGGCCUUGUUCUGUUUCCCUCCAUUUCGAGAAUUCGAGCUUUUUGCCUAUCACCUACACCUUCCAGCCGCCCACUUGUGUUGGUGCAGGGUUGGUAAACUUUGUUGUUCCUCUUGAGUCCCCAUCAGGCGAGGCAUACAUCACAUUUCAAUGCGCCGGUGAAACACUAUCAUGUGCCCGUGCCUUGAUCACUGGUGGCCAUUCAGAUGUAGAUCUUGCCAUCCCCUCCCUGGCCGUCGUCUGCGAGACGACCAAUUUGGACAAAAGCGUGACAAACAUUAUACCAACUACAGCGUCAUUUCCAUUGGCAACACCAGACCCUCACUCAGGCAUAUCCUUUACAACCGCCGUAACUAAGUAUAUCACUGAUAACUUGAUUGGAUCGAAGCCUGUCACCACCUUGACCAUAACGAUUACCGAUGAGGUGAUUCGCAACCAGGAGUCGGCAACCCACACACACGAUAUGCAUUUCGCAACUGGUCACAUCGUUACGAACACGCCAACCACGCAAGCCGUCACGAAAACGUCUACUCAAACUCACACGAAGACUCAAAAGAAUGUCACGAUUGGUACGAUUGGUUCUAUCGGUACUAUCAGCCCCCGGGCAACACAGAUCAACUCGAAGCUUAAUUUAGCUGUCGUCACAAGCACUGCCAAUACUAUUGGUAGUUCUCUCCUUGGUGUACACUUGCUCGUCAUCGUUUACUGGUUGUUCUAG
Molecule: messenger RNA, 867 nt
Organism: Fusarium proliferatum ET1
Lineage: Eukaryota; Fungi; Ascomycota; Sordariomycetes; Hypocreales; Nectriaceae
Exons: 4
Coding region: 1-867 (288 amino acids)
Source: RefSeq, a predicted model, not a curated record